Pongo pygmaeus (Bornean orangutan) is the source of this 11383-nucleotide messenger RNA. RefSeq names its product kinetochore associated 1 (gene KNTC1). The record is from RefSeq and is a predicted model, not a curated record. Gene Ontology annotation, molecular function: small GTPase binding. The transcript is spliced from 64 exons. Gene Ontology annotation, biological process: protein localization to kinetochore involved in kinetochore assembly; mitotic spindle assembly checkpoint signaling; mitotic sister chromatid segregation. The coding region runs from base 329 to 6952 and encodes 2207 amino acids. Lineage: Eukaryota; Metazoa; Chordata; Mammalia; Primates; Hominidae. Gene Ontology annotation, cellular component: kinetochore microtubule; cytoplasm; RZZ complex.
GUUCUUUCACAGGGGAGAGUAAGGACCGUCAAGAGGGCGGGGCCAAGAAUACACCCUAGGAAUGAGCAGUCGGGAGAACGGAAUGGGCGGAACUCAGGGUGGGGCAACUUCCUAUUUCGAGUCUAAAGUAAUGUUGGUCUCGUCCGGCCGCCGUAAAGGGGUUGGGUUUAGUGUUCUCCCGCCAAUUUGAACCUGUGGGAUGGAACCUAAAGACUAGAGUCGGUUGUGUGAGUCAGGAAGAGGGGCCAGAUAUCUGAGUGUUCCUGUUUAGUUUCUUCAAUUGCAGGAAAGACAGUAGUUCCUGACUCAGGAAGACAGUCUCAGAAACAUGUGGAAUGAUAUUGAGCUGCUAACAAAUGAUGAUACCGGAAGUGGGUACCUGAGUGUCGGUUCAAGAAAAGAACAUGGAACUGCUUUAUAUCAAGUAGAUUUGCUAGUGAAGAUCUCUUCUGAAAAGGCCUCAUUAAAUCCAAAGAUACAGGCAUGCAGCUUAAGUGAUGGGUUUAUUAUUGUAGCUGACCAAUCAGUGAUAUUGCUUGACAGUAUUUGUAGAUCACUUCAAUUGCAUCUUGUCUUUGAUACUGAAGUGGAUGUAGUUGGCCUUUGUCAAGAAGGAAAGUUUCUUUUGGUUGGCGAGAGAAGUGGCAACCUACAUCUUAUUCAUGUAACAUCAAAACAAACACUACUCACUAAUGCAUUUGUUCAGAAAGCUAACGAUGAAAAUCGGCGGACUUACCAGAAUCUUGUCAUUGAGAAGGAUGGUUCAAAUGAAGGUACCUAUUAUAUGCUACUUCUUACAUACAGUGGAUUUUUUUGUAUUACAAACCUUCAGCUUUUAAAAAUUCAACAAGCAAUAGAGAAUGUAGACUUCAGUACAGCAAAAAAGUUACAAGGACAAAUCAAGUCCAGUUUUAUUUCUACUGAAAAUUAUCAUACUCUUGGUUGUCUCAGUCUUGUGGCUGGAGAUUUAGCAAGUGAAGUUCCUGUGAUAAUUGGGGGAACCGGUAAUUGUGCAUUCUCAAAAUGGGAACCAGAUUCUUCCAAGAAAGGAAUGACAGUUAAGAACCUUAUUGAUGCGGAGAUUAUUAAAGGUGCAAAGAAGUUCCAGCUGAUAGACAAUCUACUUUUUGUCAUUGAUACUGAUAACGUGCUGAGUUUAUGGGAUAUUUACACUCUAACUCCUGUAUGGAACUGGCCCUCUCUUCACGUAGAAGAGUUUCUUCUUACUACAGAAGCAGACUCUCCUUCAUCAGUCACGUGGCAAGGAAUUACAAAUCUCAAAUUAAUAGCUCUGACAGCUUCAGCUAAUAAGAAGAUGAAAAACCUCAUGGUUUAUUCAUUACCUACAAUGGAAAUACUAUAUUCUUUGGAAGUAUCUAGUGUUUCUUCUCUGGUCCAAACAGGAAUUAGCACAGAUACCAUAUACCUUUUAGAAGGAGUUUGCAAAAAUGAUCCAAAAUUGUCUGAAGACUCAGUCUCUGUGUUAGUACUCAGAUGUCUUACAGAAGCUUUACCAGAAAACAGAUUGAGUCGGUUACUUCACAAACACAGAUUUGCUGAAGCUGAGAGUUUUGCCAUUCAGUUUGGACUAGAUGUUGAGCUUGUUUACAAGGUCAAGUCAAAUCAUAUAUUGGAGAAACUGGCAUUGAGUUCUAUGGAUGCCAGUGAACAGACCGAAUGGCAACAACUUGUAGAUGACGCUAAGGAAAAUCUACAUAAAAUCCAGGACGAUGAAUUUGUGGUGAAUUACUGCCUGAAAGCUCAGUGGAUAACCUAUGAAACCACUCAAGAGAUGCUGAAUUAUGCCAAAACCAGGCUUUUGAAGAAAGAAGAUAAAACUGCUCUCAUUUAUUCUGAUGGCUUGAAAGAGGUGCUAAGAGCUCAUGCAAAAUUGACUACUUUUUAUGGAGCAUUUGGACCAGAAAAAUUCAGUGGCAGUUCUUGGAUUGAAUUUCUAAAUAAUGAAGAUGAUCUUAAAGAUAUUUUUUUACAGCUAAAAGAAGGAAACCUUGUUUGUGCACAGUAUCUUUGGCUUCGACAUCGGGCAAACUUUGAAAGCAGAUUUGAUGUGAAAAUGCUGGAGAGCUUGCUCAACUCAAUGUCUGCAUCAGUCUCUUUGCAAAAGCUGUGUCCAUGGUUUAAAAAUGAUGUGAUUCCAUUUGUAAGAAGGACUGUGCCUGAAGGACAGAUAAUUCUUGCAAAAUGGUUGGAGCAAGCAGCCAGGAACCUUGAAUUAACUGAUAAGGCAAAUUGGCCAGAAAAUGGACUUCAAUUGGCAGAGAUAUUUUUUACAGCAGAAAAAACAGACGAGUUGGGAUUGGCAUCUUCCUGGAAUUGGAUUUCCCUGAAAGAUUAUCAGAACACAGAGGAAGUAUGUCAGCUAAGGACUUUGGUAAAUAACUUGCGAGAGUUGAUCACAUUGCAUAGGAAGUACAACUGCAAAUUAGCCCUCUCUGAUUUUGAGAAGGAAAAUACAACCACCAUAGUGUUCCGAAUGUUUGAUAAAGUGCUGGCCCCAGAGCUUAUUCCCUCCGUCCUAGAGAAGUUUAUAAGAGUUUACAUGAGAGAACAUGACUUGCAAGAGGAGGAACUUCUCUUGCUGUACAUAGAGGAUUUACUGAAUAGAUGCAGCUCAAAGUCCACAUCACUCUUUGAAACAGCAUGGGAAGCAAAGGCCAUGGCAGUGAUAGCGUGUUUAUCUGACACGGACCUCAUAUUUGAUGCCGUGCUCAAGAUCAUGUAUGCAGCAGUGGUUCCUUGGAGUGCAGCUGUGGAGCAACUGGUGAAACAGCACCUGGAAAUGGACCAUCCCAAAGUCAAGUUAUUACAGGAAAGUUACAAACUAAUGGAGAUGAAAAAACUUUUACGAGGCUAUGGAAUAAGAGAGGUAAAUCUCUUAAACAAGGAAAUAAUGAGGGUGGUUAGAUACAUUCUCAAACAAGAUGUCCCAUCUUCUUUAGAAGAUGCUUUAAAGGUAGCCCAAGCGUUUAUGUUAUCUGAUGAUGAGAUCUACAGUCUAAGAAUUAUUGACCUGAUUGAUAGAGAACAGGGUGAAGACUGUCUCCUUCUGUUGAAGUCUUUGCCUCCUGCUGAAGCUGAGAAAACUGCAGAAAGAGUCAUCAUAUGGGCACGACUGGCGUUACAAGAAGAGCCAGAUCAUUCUAAAGAGGGCAAGGCCUGGAGAAUGUCUGUAGCGAAGACAUCUGUGGACAUUCUUAAGAUACUAUGUGACAUUCAGAAAGACAAUCUACAGAAGAAGGACGAAUGUGAAGAAAUGUUGAAACUAUUUAAAGAGGUUGCUAGCUUACAGGAGAACUUUGAGGUCUUUCUUUCAUUUGAAGAUUAUAGCAAUAGUUCCCUGGUAGCAGAUCUCCGUGAGCAGCACAUUAAAGCUCAUGAAGUUGCACGGGUGAAACACAAACCCGGGAGCACCCCAGAGCCCAUAGCUGCUGAGAUGAGGAGCCCAAGCAUGGAAUCAAAGCUGCACAGACAGGCGCUGGCCCUGCAGAUGUCCAAACAAGAGCUGGAGGCACAGCUGACCUUGAGAGCCUUAAAAGAUGGGAACAUCAAAACGGCACUGAAAAAAUGCAGAGACUUGUUUAAGUAUCACUGCAAUGCUGACACUGGGAAAUUGCUAUUUCUGACAUGUCAGAAGCUUUGUCAGAUGUUGGCUGAUAAUGUCCCAGUGACAGUGCCUGUGGGACUGAAUCUUCCUUCCAUGAUACACAAUCUAGCAAGCCAAGCUGCCACCAUUUGCAGUCCAGAUUUUUUACUAGAUGCUUUAGAACUAUGUAAACAUACUUUAAUGGCUGUAGAGCUUUCCAGACAAUGCCAAAUGGAUGACUGUGGAAUCCUCAUGAAAGCUUCUUUUGGGACACAUAAAGAUCCAUAUGAAGAGUGGUCUUACAGUGACUUCUUCAGUGAAGAUGGAAUUGUGCUUGAGUCACAGAUGGUGCUUCCGGUGAUUUAUGAACUGAUUUCAUUUCUUGUGCCUCUAGCUGAAAACAAGAGAUAUCCCUUGGAGUCUACCAGUUUGCCAUACUGCUCCCUUAAUGAAGGAGAUGGCCUUGUUUUACCUGUUAUAAAUUCCAUCUCUGCCCUGCUUCAGAAUCUUCAGGAAUCUAGCCAGUGGGAGCUGGCCCUAAGAUUUGUGGUUGGUUCAUUUGGUACCUGUCUUCAGCACUCUGUGUCAAACUUCAUGAAUGCCAGUUUGAGUGAAAAGUUAUUUGGAGAGACUGCAUUAGUUAAAUCAAGGCAUGUUAUGGAAUUGAAAGAAAAAGCUGUUAUAUUUAUCAGGGAAAAUGCUACAACACUACUGCACAAAGUAUUUAAUUGUCGCUUGGUAGAUCUUGACCUGGCGUUGGGUUACUGCACUCUCUUACCUCAAAAAGAUGUGUUUGAAAAUCUCUGGAAGCUCAUAGAUAAAGCAUGGCAGAAUUACGACAAAAUCUUGGCAAUAUCUCUGGUGGGCUCUGAGCUGGCAAGUCUCUAUCAGGAAAUAGAAAUGGGGCUUAAGUUCCGUGAACUCAGUACUGAUGCCCAGUGGGGCAUUCGUCUUGGUAAACUUGGUAUUUCUUUUCAACCAGUUUUCAGGCAGCAUUUUCUCACCAAGAAAGAGCUCAUUAAAGCUCUUGUGGAGAAUAUAGAUAUGGACACAAGCCUCAUUUUGGAAUAUUGCAGCACAUUUCAGUUGGACUGCGAUGCAGUUCUUCAGCUCUUCAUUGAAACGCUGCUCCACAACACGAAUGCCAGCCAAGGCCAGGGAGAUGCAAGCAUGGACUCUGCAAAGCGGCGGCAUCCCAAACUCCUGGCCAAAGCCCUUGAGAUGGUUCCUUUAUUGACGAGCACAAAAGAUUUGGUCAUCAGUCUUAGUGGAAUACUACAUAAGUUGGAUCCUUAUGAUUAUGAAAUGAUUGAAGUUGUCCUGAAAGUUAUAGAACGAGCUGAUGAAAAGAUAACCAAUAUUAAUAUUAAUCAGGCAUUGAGUAUUCUGAAACAUUUGAAGUCAUACAGAAGAAUUUCUCCUCCCGUGGAUCUAGAAUAUCAGUAUAUGUUGGAACAUGUCAUAACUUUGCCAUCAGCUGCCCAAACUAGACUGCCUUUUCACCUAAUAUUCUUUGGCACAGCACAGAACUUCUGGAAAAUUCUCUCUACAGAACUCAGUGAAGAAUCUUUCCCAACAUUGCUCUUAAUUUCGAAAUUAAUGAAGUUUUCUCUGGACACUCUGUACGUGUCUACAGCAAAACACGUUUUUGAAAAAAAACUGAAGCCAAAGCUCCUGAAGUUAACACAAGCUAAAUCGUCAACACUGAUGAACAAGGAAAUAACUAAGAUCACGCAGACCAUCGAAUCCUACUUACUCUCUAUAGUCAACCCAGAGUGGGCUGUAGCUAUUGCCAUCAGCCUUGCCCAGGAUAUCCCUGAAGGUUCCUUCAAGAUGUCUGCUUUGAAAUUCUGCCUUUAUUUAGCUGAAAGAUGGCUACAGAAUAUCCCAUCGCAGCAUGAAAAACGUGAAAAAGCCGAGGCUUUGUUGAAGAAGCUUCAUAUCCAGUACCGGCGAUCGGGCACAGAAGCUGUGCUCAUAGCCCACAAGCUGAACACUGAGGAAUAUUUAAGAGUGAUCGGAAAGCCAGCACAUCUUAUUGUCAGUCUCUACGAACAUCCUAGCAUCAAUCAAAGAAUUCAGAAUUCAUCUGGCACAGAUUAUCCUGAUAUUCAUGCAGCAGCUAAAGAAAUAGCUGAAGUCAAUGAAAUUAAUUUGGAAAAAGUCUGGGACAUGUUGUUGGAAAAAUGGCUAUGCCCUUCAACAAAACCUGGUGAAAAACCAUCAGAAUUAUUUGAACUUCAAGAAGAUGAAGCCCUACGAAGAGUGCAGUAUCUCCUCCUGUCUCGUCCAAUUGAUUAUAGUUCAAGAAUGCUCUUUGUAUUUGCAACAUCAACUACAACCACAUUAGGUAUGCAUCAGUUAACUUUUGCCCAUAGAACUCGAGCUCUUCAGUGUCUCUUCUAUUUGGCUGACAAGGAAACUAUAGAAUCUCUCUUUAAAAAACCCAUUGAAGAAGUGAAAUCUUAUUUGAAAUGUAUAACUUUUCUGGCAUCAUUUGAGACUUUGAAUAUCCCCAUCACAUAUGAAUUAUUUUGCAACAGUCCUAAAGAAGGAAUGAUUAAGGGUCUGUGGAAAAACCACAGCCAUGAGUCCAUGGCAGUAAGAUUGGUGACUGAGCUGUGUUUAGAAUACAAAAUCUAUGACCUGCACCUUUGGAAUGGACUCUUGCAAAAGCUUCUGGGCUUCAAUAUGAUUCCUUAUCUAAGGAAAGUUUUAAAAGCCAUUUCCAGUAUCCAUUCUUUAUGGCAGGUUCCCUACUUCAGCAAAGCGUGGCAGCGUGUGAUACAGAUACCACUGCUUUCAGCCUCUUGUCCUUUAAGUCCUGAUCAGCUGUCAGAUUGUUCUGAGAGUCUCAUCGCUGUCCUCGAAUGUCCAGUCUCAGAUGAUCUUGACCUGAUCGGAGUCGCCAGGCAAUAUAUCCAGUUAGAACUUCCGGCUUUUGCAUUAGCUUGUCUGAUGCUCAUGCCCCACUCAGAGAAAAGACACCAGCAAAUUAAGAAUUUUCUGGGUUCGUGUGACCCUCAGGUUAUUUUAAAGCAAUUGGAAGAGCAUAUGAACACGGGCCAGCUAGCAGGAUUUUCACAUCAAAUUAAAAGUCUGAUUCUGAAUAAUAUCAUCAGUAAGAAGGAGUUUGGGAUUUUGGCAAAGACCAAAUACUUUCAAAUGUUGAAGAUGCAUGUGAUGAAUACCAACAAUAUCACUGAGCUAGUAAACUAUUUGGCAAAUGACCUAAGUUUAGAUGAAGCUUCAGUCUUGAUAACUGAAUAUUCAAAGCACUGCGGGAAACCUGUGCCUCCAGAUGCCGCUCCCUGUGAAAUUCUGAAGAUGUUUCUUAGUGGAUUAUAGUAAAUCAUUGAACCUUUUUUCAAGAAAGACAAGAAUUUUGGAGUCUGCUAUUAAUGGACCAUAUUUAUUACAGUUUUUAAAUUGUACAAUCUGUAUUAUAGCUAUUUGUCCAACAUUACCCCACGUAUAAUAAAUAAAACACUUAAUAUGAGCGUAAUUGCCCCAUAAAGAACUCAUGUCCUGAAUUAAUAAGUCUUUUCAUUGCCAGUCACUUGUGCAAUUUAUAGAGACUAUCAACUUUUUGCACCGUAUAUGAAGGAAACAAAGUGCAAAAAUAGUUUGCUCUCUCCCUGAAGAAAACUGAGUGCUUAUAGCCUAUAUCUUCCAUAUGAAAAAGUAAGAAUAUCAGUCUUUUUAAUGUUAUUCUAAGAAAAUAUUGGUAUAAUUUUAGUGGCAGAGUGUAUCACUCAGAAAAAUAAAAGCUACUCUAGAUAUGCCAAGCAGAGAAGAAUUUCAUGCCAGGGAUUGGCUAGAAAGUUCUUCAAAAGACUGAAAGAACAGAAGGGAGGUAGAAGGGGGAGCCAGACAAAAGGGAAGAAGGGCUUUGCCGCCACAGAUCAGGAGCUGCUCCUGCCCCUGGCUUGGAGCCCCAAGCCCACAUUUGCCACUGAGCUGUCGGAGCUGCUGUGGCCACUGCAGUGCUCAGAAGCCCAGGAGUCUCUUUGCCAGUGCUGCUGACAACUUGCACUGCUGCUGUCCAAGCUGCCAAGCCCACCACCAAAAGAAGAAACAUCUCUGCACUUUCUCCAAGCUUCUAAUUCUUACCCCAGUGCCAAGAAAUAGCAGAACCAAACUGGAAGCCACUUGACUAGAAGUCUGGGAGGAGUGGUCCGCAACUGUAAACCCCCAGCACUGUGGCCGGUGGCCUAGAAAGGCGUGUGGAGUGAAAAGCCAGCGCACAGAAGUAUUAAUUACACCUGUUAUUCUGCCUUUGUAGUCUUUUGCCAUACUUGCAAAUAACUUAAGUGAAUUUGAUAUUACUGGAAUUAGUUGCCUUUAUUUUGCCAGUUGAAAAAAAAGAUUUUGAAAAAACUCAAUGAAACAUGAUUAAACAGAGGUUUCGAAGUAAAAUAAGUCUGGAUUUGAGUUCUGGUUCUAUCACUUACUAGCUGUGUGGGCCUGAACAAGUUAUUUAAUUUCCCACAGAGAGAAACAGGGUGGUCUUGCUCUGUCACCCGGGCUGGAGUGUAGUGUUAUGACCAUAGCUCACUGCGACCCUGAACCGCUGUGCUUAAGGGAUCCUCCCGCUUUAGCCUCCCGAGCUGGGACUGCAGGCACACACCACCGUGCCUUCCUGAUUUUUAAAUUUUUUUGUAGAGAUAAGGUCUUGCUUUCUUGCCCAGGCCGGUCUUGAACUCUAGGCCUCAAGUAAUCCUCCCACCUUGGCCUCCCUAAGUACUGGUAUUACAAGCAUGGGCCACCUUGCCUGGCCCAAUUUCUCACCAUCUUAAUUCCCUCAAACUGAGGACAGUAAAAGUAUCUACCUUCUAGUGGCAGGAGGUUUGAAUCAGUUCGUAUAAAGCAUCUAGGCCCAGCACGGUGGCCCACGCCUAUAAUCCCAGCACUUUGGGAGACCAUGGUGGGCAGAUCAUGAGGUCUGGAGAUCGAGACCAUCCUGGCUAACAUGGUGAAACCCCGUCUCUCCUAAAAAUACAAAAAAUUAGCCAGGCGUGGUGAUGCAUGUCUAUAAUCCCAGCUUCUCAGGAGGCUGAGGCGGGAGAAUCACUUGAACCCGGGAGGCAGAGGUUGCAGUGAGCAGAGAUCAUGCCACUGCUCUCCAGCCUGGAUGAUAGGGCAAGACUCUUGUCUAAAAAAAAAAAAUGCAUCUAGCACAGUACCCGAGUGCCAAAAAUGCUAGUUAUUAUGAGUAUAUAGGCUUCUAUUUAGCUAAUUGCAAGUUUUUAAAUUGCAGUUUCAAUAAUAAAAUUAUUUUGUACUUUGAAGGUGUUAUACUAAAUAUUUCUCCACAGUAAUUAGUUUAAAAAUGCAAGUUACUUAAUUUGCAGUGAUAUUUUAAUGACAUUUGACCUAUAUUUAAAACAUUGUCCAAUAACUAUUUACAUAGGUCUUAGACAGACUUCUAAAGAUCAUAACAAAUAAGAAUAGUUGGGCUGGCCGGGCAUGGUGGCUCACUCCUGUAAUCGCAGCACUUUGGGAGGCCGAGGCGGGUGGAUCACCUGAGGUCAGGAGUUCAAGACCAGCCUGGCCAACAUGGUGAAACCCCGUCUCUACUAAAAAUACAAAAAAUAGCCAGGUGUGGUGGCAGGCACCUGUAAUCCCAGCUACUUGGGAGGCUGAGGUAGGAGAAUCGCUUGAACCCAGGAGGUGGAUGCUUCAGUGAGCCGAGAUCAAGCCACUGUACUCCAGCCUGGGCAACAGAGUGAGACUCCACCUCAAAAAAAAAAAAAAAAAAAAAAAAUAGCUGGGUUGGGUGUGGUGGCUCAUACCUGUAAUCCCAGCACUUAGGGAGGACUAAGUUAGUGGAUUGCUUAAGCCCAGGAGUUCGAGACCAGACUGGGCAACAUAGUGAAACCUUGUCUCUACUAAAAACUAAAAAAAAAAAAAUUCUCCAGGCAUGGUGGUGUGCACCUGAAGUCACAGCUACUUGGGAGGCUGAAGUGGGAGGAUGGCUUGAGGCCAGGAGGCAGAGAUUGCAGUGAGCCAAGAUUAUGCCACUGCACUCCAGCCUGGGUGACAGUGAAACCCUGUCUCAAAAGAAAAAUAGUAAUAAUAAUACAAAUAAAUACACCAUAGAAAAAAAUACAAAGGGCUUUUUUUCUCCCCACUAGAGAUGGAGUCUUGCUCUGUCACCCAGGCUGGAGUACAGUGAAGCAGUCAUAGCUCACUGCAGCCUCAAACUCCUGAGCUCAAGCAAUCCUGUUGCCUCAGCCUCUUGAGUAGCUGGGACCAUACAGGUGCAUGUCACCACAUUCAGCCAAUUUUUUUUUUUUUAAAUUUUUUGUAGAGCUAGGAUCUUGGUAUGCUGCCCAGGCUGGUCUCAAACUCCUGGCCUCAGGCAAUCUUCCUGAGUUGCUGACAUUAGAGAUGUGAAUAACCGUGCAUGGCCCAAAGGGCUUUGGAACAUGUGAAAAGAAAUAAAACCUCCCUAAUGCUAAUAAAAAUGCAAAUUAAAACUACCUUAGAUUCCAUUUUUUACUUGCCUGAAUGGCAGAAAUUAAAAUUUGAUAACUGUGGACAAAAUUAUCAGAAAAUUUAUUCUUAUAUCUUGGUGGGAAUUUAAAUUUGUAUAAGUUCUUUGAAGGACAAUUUGACGAUCUCUUCAAAAUUACAAAUAUGCAUACCUUUUGACCCAACUAUUCCAAUUUUAGGAACACACACUUGUAAGUUACUCACUAUGCCAUUAUUCUCAGAGAAAAAGUUUGGGAACAACCAAAGUACUCAUCAGGAGGGGAAAGUAGGCCUGGCAUGAUGGCUCACACCUGUUAUCCUAGGACUUUGGGAGGCCAAGGUGGAAGGAUCACUUGAAGCCAGGAGUUUGAAACCAGCCUGGACAACAUAGUAAGACCUCAUCUCUACAAAGAAAAAAAUUUUUUUAAAGAAGGGAAUGGGCUAACUGCAUGUGGCCAUAUACAGAAUGAGGAAGUACUCAGUCCUUCUGUACAACAGUUUCUGGACAGACUGGCAUCCUUUAUUAGCCCCCCUAAAAUGUGUUGGAAGACAAAAUUUAGAUAAUGGAAGUACCUUCCUUGAUUGAUUGACUUAAUGGAGAUGGGGUCUCACUAUGUUGCCCAAGCUGGCCUUGAACUCCUGAGCUCAAGCAGUCCUCCCACCUCAGCCUCCUGAGUAGCUGUCUAUGAUUUUAUUUUUAUUUAUUUAAUUAUUUACAUAUUAUUUAUUUAUUUAUUUUUGAGACAGAAUCUCCUUCACCCAGGCUGGAGUACAGUGGCAAAAUCUCGGCUCACUGCAGCCUCUGCCUUGUGGGUUCAAGUGAUUCUCGUGCCUCAGCAUCCCAAGUAGCUGGUAUUACAAACACAUACCACCAUGCCUGGCCAAUUUUUAUAUUUUAGUAGAAAUGGCAUUUCACCACAUUGCCCAGACUCAUCUUGAACUCCUGAGUUCAAGCCAUCUGCCUGCCUCAGCCUCCCAAAGUGCUGGGAUUACAGACAUGAGCCACCGUGCCUAGCCUGUCUAUGUUUAAAUGAGGAAAACAUGUUCUUGGCCCAUCCAGAAACCCCAACCAGUCUUCCAAAUACCACUAAAACAAAACAUUUAACAUGCCACCAACAGUUUGCAGAAUAUAACCUGAUUUUUUUAAUGCCUGUAAAUUCAAUAUUGGAUAAGUUCAUGUAUCAUAAAAAAACAAAAUUACACUGCCUAUCCACAUUCAAUUUUCUUUCACCCCAAUAAAUGUGUAUUGUAAUUGAACAGUGAAAUAACUGUGAAAUAACUUGGCCGGGCAUGGUGGCUCCC